CCCUGAAAAUCUUCCACACAAUUUCUCAAAACUAGACAACGGUGGUCCACAUUAAUUAUUCAUAUAUUUACUAGUCAUAGUAAUAUGGAAAAGAUCUUGCUUCACUUUCCUAUCAUUUGCCCAAUUUAUUAAAUUGUAAUCAGCUUAUCAGAUUCUCAAUUCAAAGAUUCCGAUACAAGAAAAAAUAAAUAGAAUUUCUUACUUUGUUCUAAAAGAUGGAUGUCAAUGUCAUAACAUUUGGUAUCAUAAUCGGCAUAAUCGUUCUCUGCUUAUGCAUUGUUUGUUUCAUCACGAUUGAAGGCACUUGUAAACGCCCUUCUUAGUAAUUUCAUUCCGAAUAUCUCCCUAUAAACCCAUUUUUACAUUCUCCGUUAUUUCAGUUUCUUUUACACUUAAAAUUAAACUAACAAUGUCGUCUUUCGGGACCCAGAUCUUCAUUCUCUCUAUUUCAGCUGUAAUCUUACUCUCUGGGUUUCGCCAUCGAAACAACGCCGUCGCAUGACCACCACCACCACGAUAAUAAUGGGCAUCGGCAUACGGAGAAGAAAAUGUUGCUGCCGGAGGAGCUCGCUGAGGAGGAAGAUUUGAGAUUGUACGAAUUUGGGCCUCACUAUCAUGAUCAUCAUGUUGGUGAUUCGCCGCAAGGGAAUUUAGGCUGGAGCUAUGUAGGGGAUGCUUUUUGUCACCAAUUGCCUCACGCUUUUGAAUUUCCAUUCGUUAAAAUAAGCUAUCAUUGCCACAUUAAGGAGGCAUCUUGUCCAGCGCCACACGGAAGCUGUUUUUUCCAGUACUUGUUUAUAUGUCAGUUGUGGCCUGAAUCCACCCCUGACCAUGAGGAUCAUGCACAUCAUCAUUCAUCUUCGCAUUCUUUGAAAGAUCUUUUUGUUGGAAUAUCUGUUCUAGCGGGAAUUGUACUUUUUCUUCUUGUGGGGGAAUUGGUUAGAUAUGUUGAUGAGAACUCUGGAGAUGCUGAUUCAUGGGGUGAUGGUCACCACCACCGCUAUCAUAAUAGUAAGAAAUUAAGGGAUGAUGAUGAUGUUCGUGAAAAGAAGCAAUCACAAGCUUUCCACCAUAGAAAGAUUCCUCUAAUGCUUGGGAUGAUUUAUGUCAGGAAAAGAAUUUGGCUUCACAAGGAGCACAUACCAUGUAAGAGUGUGUUGGCAAAGAGACAAAAAAAAAGGGAAAUUAUCUGGCCUAGCCAUCAGCACAAACAUUUUGGACAAAAUAGAAAGACUUCCUCUAAUGCUGGGGAUGAUAAAGCAGAUGUAGAUGCCAUUGAUGGCUUGUCUGAUGAUGUUAAAUCUUUGGAACAGAAUCGAUCAUCAAAUCUUGUGUUUGGUUAUCUCAAUCUCUUUUCUGAUGGUCACAAUUUUACUGAUGGGAUGGCAUUAGUAAGUGCUUUCCUGCUUUAUGGAUCUGUUGGUGGGUGGUCUAGAACUCUAUUUUUGUUUGCCCAUGAGCUUCCUCAAGAGGUUGGCAAUUUUGGCAUUCUGGUGAGAUCAGGUUUCAGUGUAUCCAAAGCCCUCUUCUUCUUCUUUCUCUCUGCACUUGUGGCUUUAGCAGUAACUGCAAUGGCUUUGCUCUGGGGACAAGAUCCUGGGCAGUCAUCAUUGAUUGAGGGAUUUGCAGCAGAUGGAUUUAUCUACAUUGCUGUUGCUGGAGUGCUUGCAGAAAUGGAUAACAAUGGAAACUCAGCAUUGAGAAGUACUGCAGUCCAAUUAACUUCACUCAUAUUUGGCAUGAGUGUUGCCCUUUGUAUUUCGCUUGUUGAAUGAAUUUAGCAUUUGACAAUCUGUAACAUGUCCCAAAUUAACCAUGUAGGUAUAUAAUUUAUUUUAAUGGUUUUCAUUCUGUCAAUUUAUAAGCCAUUAUUAAGUUCUGCGUUUACAAAUUGUGACAGGAAGGAAAAUGGUUUUAUGGCAGGUAAUCAUAGCUGUAGUGAGAGUUGUACAAAAUAUGUUGAGGUUUGGGUCCUUGGUUACCAUUGCGCAUUAUAAGGGAGACUUGUUCUCUCUAAAUUUGUGGUGAUUGUUAGCUUCUCCCAGUUUCUUGUAGAUAAGUAACACAGGAAUCUCACAAAAAUCUCAAUUUAGCACUUGAAAAAUUGAUGACUUA
Molecule: messenger RNA, 2115 nt
Organism: Mangifera indica (mango)
Lineage: Eukaryota; Viridiplantae; Streptophyta; Magnoliopsida; Sapindales; Anacardiaceae
Product: IAA-alanine resistance protein 1-like
Exons: 11
Coding region: 549-1775 (408 amino acids)
Biological process (GO): zinc ion transmembrane transport; intracellular zinc ion homeostasis
Cellular component (GO): membrane
Molecular function (GO): zinc ion transmembrane transporter activity
Source: RefSeq, a predicted model, not a curated record